Molecule: messenger RNA, 294 nt
Organism: Aspergillus niger
Lineage: Eukaryota; Fungi; Ascomycota; Eurotiomycetes; Eurotiales; Aspergillaceae
Exons: 2
Coding region: 1-294 (97 amino acids)
Source: RefSeq, a predicted model, not a curated record
AUGGCUGUUAUGCCAGCUAACCCGUCAACACUGCCCAAGAUGCAGCAGAAGAACUGCAUGCUGGACAUAGGCGAAAGACUACCAACUAUGACACACUCGACGUGCACCUAUGACUUCCAGGGAUCGCUAUCCCGAGCAUACCACUAUCCCACCAUACGGAUCCAAACGGCGAAAGACACUACAGAGCUACAAAAGGCCCGUGAGCUCAAUCGAAGCUGGAAGAAUGCCGUCAAAUCUUCCCGCAGCAUGAUAAAAGCUCCAAGUCCGCAUACUGAAAAUACUGGGAUACGGUGA